CCACUAGACAAUAAAACGUGCCAAACUGGUGUAAGCAGCAUGUCGACUUAAAAUGUCAGUGCCAUCCCAGCAGCUAUUCAGCCAGACGCACUGAAGUGGAUCCAGAGGACGCACCAGUUAACCAGACUCUGAUCCAGACAGACCUGCUGUGUUGGCUCCACUCAGUGGCCUCUGCUGGGAGGAAAAAAGGUCCUCCAUCCCUUCAAUUGUGUUGUUAUUGAACGGCGGAGGGAAAGCAGCGGGUCGAUAAGUGGAUCAGAUUUAUUAGCGGUCCAGAUUGGCUCCAUGCAGCACGCCAAAUGACAAGAGGAGCCACAGACUGUGGGGCUGCACACCGCGCAUUUCAUUUUAGGUUAGAGGAGCGCCAGACAGGCAGCGUGUCUACACAAGUCAAGUGGAAGGGAAACUGUCAGGAUGGAUCUGGUCAAACUUGCAGUGUCCCUCCACAUCCUGCUGUGUUCUGCAUGGGCUCGUCACUCUUCUUACAUGGACAGCAUCCUCUCAGCCAGCUCAGUUCUCAGGUUUCUGGAUGAGCCGUUGACAUUUGACCCCUGUUGUCUCAUGUCACCGCCACCGCCACCGCUCUACCCUCCGCCACCUCAGCUGUGGAAGCGGGGCAGCCCUGAUGGUAUUGGCGUGUUAGAGCCAAGUGUUUUUGGAGGAGAGGUACAGGAAAAACAAAAACCUGUGAUACCUGGGUGUUCACUUGGACCUCCAGGACCUCCAGGACCCCAGGGCCCAGAGGGUCAAGGUGGAUUACCCGGCAUAAAAGGACCAAGAGGGGAGAAGGGAGAAAUUGGACGUCCAGGGUCAAAGGGUCGUACAGGGGCUCCAGGCCUCCCAGGGAAACAAGGACUACCAGGAUGGCCUGGUCCAGAGGGACCAGAGGGUGAGAAAGGGGAUCCAGGACUCAUGGGAUUACCAGGACUGAGGGGACCACCAGGGACAAAGGGUUUGCCUGGUUACAAAGGAGAGAAGGGGCCUCAUGGUGACUCUGGAGCAGCAGGACCAAAAGGCGACAAGGGUACCAUUGGUUUGCCUGGGAUGCUCGGACAGAAGGGUGAGCAAGGACCAAAGGGAGAGCCAGGACUCGCGGGGAAGAGAGGACCUACUGGACGGCCCGGAAAGAGAGGCAAACAGGGCACGAAGGGCCAUAAUGGAACCCCAGGAGUCAUGGGCCCCCAAGGACCCCCGGGUCUAAACGGCCAUCCAGGGCCACCUGGUCCACCUGCCUCAGGUCUCUAUCUAGUAGGGGAAAAGGGUGAGGAGGGUCCUCCUGGUCCACCAGGUCGCUGUGACUGUGACUCCACUCUUGGAGCAAAUAAUGCUCCUUUUGGCAGCUACACUCAACGGGGUGGCGUCAAUAAAGUCCCUGCAAUAUUUGUGGUAAACAGUGAGGAGGAGAUGGACCGUCUACGUCUAGACAACGCAAUAGCAUUCAGGAAGGAUCUGAGGGUGCUCUACUUUAAAGAUAAAGAUGGAUGGAAGCCCAUACAGCCCUUCCAGCCAUUCCAGUCCACAGAGAAAGUCCCUGACAGAGUCGGUGUGUGUGGGGACGGAAAAGUGCAGCCCCAGCACGGAGAGGAGUGUGAUGAUGGGAACCAGAUUGUCACUGAUGCUUGUCUCAACUGUAAGUGGGCCUACUGCGGAGAUGGCUACCGACAUGAAGGCAUCGAGGAGUGUGAUGGAAAGGACUUCGGUUAUCAGACCUGCAAAUCCUAUCUUCCUGGGUCGUUUGGGCAGCUCAGAUGCACCGACUCUUGCCUCAUUGACUCCACUGGUUGCAAGUAUUUCACCUGAACUGGAGAGUGAAAAGAAAUGGCCAGAUUGCAAUUGUGCAAUUCCUCUUUCUGAUCGCGGGGAUUAAACCUCAGAUUUCUACUGAAGUCUCACUCCUUAAAAAAUAACUCAUGGACUGAGAGAGAGUACUAUAAAGGAAAGCUCUCGUGCCUGCUCUGAGCCAUGAAAAGUCAUGGGAGUCAGCUUUGAUCGACUGUCUCCCCUCGAGGUUUAAUUCUCCUGUUACUGUCACGCCAUCGGCUGCAGCACUGUUAUGGACACUGGCGAUGGUGCGGAACAUUUUAAUGAUUGUAUCAUAUGAAAUACUUACAAUGUGUAUGACUUGCUGACUGUUGAUGCAGAAAUAAGCUAAACUUCUUUUGUAAUAAUAAUAAGAGAGAGAAAAAAUAGCCUUUUCCAAAAAAAAGGCAAUUAUAUUAUUGAUACAAUAUAUAUUGUAGUAUGCAAAUCAGGGGUGUGUAAAUGUGUUUAUUCCUGUGCAAUGUAUUAGGAAACAUGUAUUUAUGAAGUGCAAUGCUGUGAUAUUGCAUGUAAAUGUGUACCAGUGCACAGUGGACUGCUUUAACCAGUAUGGCCCCAUGAAGUGAAUGUUCGAAUACCCGACAUGCAGGGAAGAUAACUAAUGUCAUAAUGCAACAAGAAAAAAACCUUCAGCAGCAUGAAGAAACUGCUCAGUUACAUCAAAAUGACGUAGUGACGAAGUGUGAUUAUUAGUGUAUAAUCUACCUGCAUGACUGUAAAGUUCAUAAAACACUGUACACUAAUAAAGAUUAGAAAAGGCC
This is a messenger RNA of Sebastes umbrosus (honeycomb rockfish), 2582 nucleotides long. RefSeq names its product acetylcholinesterase collagenic tail peptide. Gene Ontology annotation, molecular function: heparin binding. NCBI's taxonomy places the organism in Eukaryota, Metazoa, Chordata, Actinopteri, Perciformes, Sebastidae. The record is from RefSeq and is a predicted model, not a curated record. The transcript is spliced from 18 exons. Bases 415 to 1800 code for a protein of 461 amino acids.